AUGUCUGCUGAUACUGAAACUCCUGUUGAGAAGGUUGAAGAACCCACUUCCACUCCCUCUACCACCACCCCAGCCAAUGAUGAACCCACCCCGUCGUCUAAUGGAGAAGCUGCUGUCGAGUAUGAUACCAAGCGGGUUUACAUUGGCAAUCUUCCUUUCAGAUCAACUCACAAAGACCUACGUGACCUUUUCGAGGAUUUCCAUAUCAGCUCAUUAAACAUUCCAAAGUCCAAGGUUACACACAGCUCUGGUCGUGUGUUCUUUAAGAAGCUUGGUUAUGCGUUUGCUGAGUUCCCUACUGAAGAGGAUGCUAAGAAGGCAGUUGAAUCUGUCAAUGAGAAGGUGCUUAAUGACCGUCAAUUGAAUGUCCGUUUUGCUCGUGUCCUUGACCGUAAAGCCAGAAAAGAGAAGAGUGCCGCCGCCGCUGCUGCUGCUGCUUCUACUGCUGAAACUAAUGGCAAUGAUCAGAGUUCUACUACUACUACAAGCUCUAAGGAAGGAGGUACUUCUAAGGCAGCUCCUAAGAAGCCUGCUCCUAGAAGAAGACGACCAACCGGUCCCGACUCCACUGAUACGGUAUUCCUUGGUAACUUGCCAGUUGAUACCACUGUUGAAGAACUGGAAGAGUUUUUCAAGCCCCUUUCUCCUGUGGAGGUCAAAUUGGCUAUUAAGAAGCCCCGUAAGGCAAAGAGAAAGGAUGCCGUUAUAACUCUUCCUGGUAGAACUCUAGGCUUCGUCAAGCUUGCUGAUGAAGCUACUCAGAAGAAGGCUAUUGACGAGUAUAAUGGAAAGACUUUCAAGGAUGUUGAGCUUCAAGUCAAGGUUGCCACUCAGUUGGUAGAAGAAGAAGCUGAAGAGGAAGGAGCUGCUGAUGUAUCUUCUGCUGAUGCCACUGACGCCGAUGCUACUUCUGAGGCCGCUUCUGCCCCUGUCUCUGCCGAGAAUUAA
Messenger RNA from Sugiyamaella lignohabitans, 948 nucleotides. RefSeq lists its product as uncharacterized. The record is from RefSeq and is a predicted model, not a curated record. The coding region runs from base 1 to 948 and encodes 315 amino acids. Gene Ontology annotation, molecular function: mRNA binding. Gene Ontology annotation, cellular component: nucleus; ribonucleoprotein complex; cytoplasm. The transcript has a single exon. Lineage: Eukaryota; Fungi; Ascomycota; Dipodascomycetes; Dipodascales; Trichomonascaceae.